AUGUAUUUUUGUUUAUAUUUUUGCAGAUAUCAACGUGGAAAACGGAAUUCUAACCCGAAUGUUUCUAUCAUCAAAAUUGGAAGAACAGACGGAGUAACAAGCAAGGAAGAAACGCUUUUUUACCUUGGAAAACGGGUGGCAUAUGUGUACAAAGCAAAGAAAGAAAUAAGAGGAACGAAAAUUCGUGUUAUAUGGGGGAAGAUAACACGUCCGCAUGGAAACUCGGGGUGUGUUAGAGCAAGAUUCCGUCACAACCUUCCACCGUGCACAUUAGGUGCAUCAGUCCGGAUUGUCUAUUGCCGUUGGUUUUUUGACUCUACUAACUUUGUCUGCAGAUGCUUUAUCCAUCAACGAUUUAAAUACCAAACCUGA
Messenger RNA from Pneumocystis jirovecii RU7, 372 nucleotides. RefSeq lists its product as uncharacterized. Lineage: Eukaryota; Fungi; Ascomycota; Pneumocystomycetes; Pneumocystales; Pneumocystaceae. Bases 1 to 372 code for a protein of 123 amino acids. The record is from RefSeq and is a predicted model, not a curated record. Gene Ontology annotation, cellular component: ribosome; cytosolic large ribosomal subunit. Gene Ontology annotation, biological process: ribosomal large subunit biogenesis; cytoplasmic translation. Gene Ontology annotation, molecular function: structural constituent of ribosome. The transcript is spliced from 2 exons.